Messenger RNA from Spathaspora passalidarum NRRL Y-27907, 1957 nucleotides. RefSeq names its product type 2C protein phosphatase (gene PTC5). Gene Ontology annotation, molecular function: protein serine/threonine phosphatase activity; cation binding. NCBI's taxonomy places the organism in Eukaryota, Fungi, Ascomycota, Pichiomycetes, Serinales, Debaryomycetaceae. The annotation marks the transcript as partial. Gene Ontology annotation, biological process: protein dephosphorylation. The transcript has a single exon. The record is from RefSeq and is a predicted model, not a curated record.
CAAUAACACAACACAACACAACAGCCUCUAUACAAUAUCCUAGUAAUGGUGUACGUUCUCGCGGUCAAACCGCGGUUUUUGUACGUCACUGCAAAACAACUUCAACGGAUGGCUUAUAACAAACAUCACAUUGCCAACUUUGCCCGGAACUUCCUGACCCACCAAAUCCCCCAUAACGUGAAACGAAUCACCACCAGCAGCAGCAGCAGCAGAGAUUACAAGAAGAAAGUGGCCUUGGUUUCUGGUGUGAUUAUAAUUGGCUCAUUCAUCAGUUUCAGUCACUCUGAUUAUUACAAUUUGGAUACCAUACCUACUGUUGCUAAGCCAAUUGAAAAGAAUAGUACGCCCGAUGGCAAGAGAAUGUUCUCUACAUCCACCAGUUCACUCUUGCAGAAUCCAACUUCGAAGCAAGGGAUCUAUUUACUCACUGAAGACCAAGUGCUGGAAAAGCUUCGUCAGUUUGAAGAGUCAUAUCUAGUCAAUCGCGGUCGGGGAGUUACCCGGUACGAUAUUUGCCAACUAGCCCUGAACUCGCCCAUUGAAGAUGACAGAGCUGAGGAAAUUGUUCAAGUGCAGUUGUUGCAGGAUAAUAACAUUCGUGCCAGUACUGACUGGAUGUUUUUCGGGGUGUUUGACGGACAUGGUGGCUGGACCACGUCUAGCAAAUUACGAGAUAAAUUGAUUGGAUAUGUUAUUCAUGAAUUAGGAACGAUAUUCAAGAGUGUCAAAAGUGGGGACACCGAAGAAGAAGUCAGAUUAAUCCCAAAUAGUGCUACCAUUGACCAGGCAAUCAAGAAUGGAUUCCUUAAACUCGAUCACGAAUUGGUUAAUGAAAACAUUGCCAAACUUUUAAAUGAAAACAACAAAGCCAAAGCCGCCGAACUACUCAUGCCGGCUCUUUCUGGAUCAUGUGCCUUGGUUCUGUUUUACGAUACCCAUCUGAAGAUUUUAAAAGUGGCGGUCACGGGUGACUCGCGGGCCAUAUUGGGGCUGUUUCGCGAUAAUCAAUGGACAGUACGGCAAUUAUCUAUAGAUCAGACUGGUUCAAAUCCUACCGAAGUUGCCCGGAUCAUCAGUGAGCACCCCGAUGAACCUAAAGUUAUCAAGAAUGGAAGAGUGUUGGGCAGUCUAGAACCAACGAGAGCAUUUGGGGAUUGUAGAUAUAAAUUACCGGGACUGAUUCAGGAAAAGAUAUACAAGCAAUUCUUUGGCAAGAAAUUACCCAAUUUCUUGACGUCACCUCCUUAUGUCACUGCUGAGCCGGUUAUCACUUCGACCAAGGUUGAUCCUGAUAACAAUGAUUUCUUGGUUAUGGCCAGUGAUGGGCUUUACGAAAUGCUCACCAAUGAAGAGAUUGUCGGAUUAGUUGUGAAGUGGAUGGAAAAAGAAAAGAUGAUUAAGCCACAGACUUCGAUUUGGGAUAUAUUUGGCACGAACGAGAAUAAGCUCCCACAGGUGGCUGACAUCACCAACGAUAAGUCCCUGAAGAAACCACCGCAGGGGAGAAGAUUCAAUAGUAGUGGAUUGUUCUUGUUAGAAGACAAGAACGUAUCGACCCAUUUAAUCAGAAAUGCAUUAUCCAAUGGAGGAAGUAAAGAACAAACCAGCAUGCUUAUUUCCAUUCCUAGCCCAGUCAGUAGAAGAUACCGAGAUGAUUUGACUGUGACUGUGGUAUUUUUCGGUAAGGAUCAAAAGGGAGAAGAUGAUAAUGGUCGAUUGGAGGUGAACGUGGAAGCUACUGGAGGAGGAGGAGGAGGAGGUAAUGCCAAACCAAAGUUGUAGUAUUAGGUUUUGUGUAGAUAAAUAUUCAUAUACACAUACAUGGUAGGCAACGCCGUAAAUGACCUCGGGUAAAGAAAUGGCCCCGCACAAAAAAAAAAGCUGAAUUUUCGAUCAGAAGAUUCAAAUCAACCACUUUCUUUAUACCAAAUGUCCGACCAAACUCAGGCUACUACCG